Solea solea (common sole) is the source of this 1528-nucleotide messenger RNA. Its product is annotated as olfactory receptor 10A6-like. Gene Ontology annotation, cellular component: membrane. NCBI's taxonomy places the organism in Eukaryota, Metazoa, Chordata, Actinopteri, Pleuronectiformes, Soleidae. Gene Ontology annotation, biological process: G protein-coupled receptor signaling pathway. Gene Ontology annotation, molecular function: G protein-coupled receptor activity; olfactory receptor activity. The transcript has a single exon. The coding region runs from base 1 to 936 and encodes 311 amino acids. The record is from RefSeq and is a predicted model, not a curated record.
AUGAAGAUGAUGUUGAACUCCUCACAGGUGUCACAUUUCACUCUGGAUGCGUAUUUAGACCCUGGUCUGUUUAAAUAUGUGAUCUUCCUGACGGUGCUGUGCUUCUAUAUGUUUAUUAUCGUUGCUAACGUGCUGCUGAUUGUAGUUAUCUGUAUGAACAGAAGUCUCCACGAGCCCAUGUACCUGUUCCUGUGCAGCCUGUUUGUGAAUGAACUGUACGGCAGCACAGGCUUGUUUCCUUUGCUGCUGCUUCACAUUCUCUCCGACGUUCACUCCGUCUCCGCCCCCUUUUGCUUCCUGCAAAACGUUUGCUUGUACUCGUACGGUGGCGGCGAGUACCUGAUCUUGGCCAUCAUGUCCUACGACCGCUACCUCGCCAUCUGUCGCCCCCUGCAGUACAGCACACACAUGACGGGGAACCGAAUCGCUGCUCUCAUCGCCUUCGCGUGGUUAUGUCCCCUGCUGCUGUGCGCGGUGAUGACGUCGCUCAGCGCGACUCUGCGGCUGUGCGGGAACGUCAUCAACAAGGUUUACUGCGACAACUACUCCAUCGUGAAGCUUUCGUGCGGCGCCACGACGGUCAACAACAUCUACGGCCUCUUCGUCACGUGCUGCUCCAUCUUCCUGCCCCUGGCGCUGAUCUUCGUCUCGUACGCGAAGAUUCUGAGGAUCUGUUUCUCGGGUUGUAAGCAGACGCGGCAGAAGGCAGUCAGCACGUGCUCGCCUCACCUGGCCUCCCUGCUCAACUUCUCCUGUGGGGCCUUUUUUGAAAUCAUGCAGAGCAGGUUUAAUAUGAAUAACAUUCCCAACAUGAUGAGGAUAUUUUUAUCUCUGUACUGGCUCACUUGUCAGCCGCUGUUAAAUCCUCUGGUUUAUGGCCUCAACUUGUCCAAAAUGAGAGUCAUCUGUAAAAGUCUCAUCUCUGCUGAAAUGUAACUCACAAACACAAACACACACACACACACACACACACUUACUGCUUUAUAUGGUGUAUUAUAUUUUGUUGCGUUUCAAUAAUUUUAAAACUGUAUGGAGUUUCCUCCCACAGUCCAAACACAUGCGAAGGUUAACCCUUUUUUUGGGUUGCUGUGGGAAUAAUACACAACUCCUUAUGUGGACAUCCUGGUGGUGUGUGUUUAUAGGUCACCUUCAGGCUUUACAAAAUACUUAUUCCGUGUUGUUGAGUCAAAGAUACGAUUCAUUUUAUAUCGCAUAUUUAACAAAAAAAAACAAACAGAUAUCAAUAAUUGUGCAGAAGAUAAAAAUCAAAAGAUACCAUUUUUAUUUUAUUUAUUUUUAUUUUUGUCAUUAAAAACGAGCCAAAAUGUGACGUAUUUCCAAAUUUCACAAAUUCAAGUACUUUUUGCUGGGGUGUGUUUAUAUAGUUCUUCAGCUUGCCUAUAGGUUGUGCUGAAAAGAAGGAUAUAAGACACUCUGGCCCUGUGGUGGACUGGUGAGACUGUUUAGGAUGACAUUUUCUGUGCAUAAAGUUAAUGGCAAAGAGAGGAAAUAAUUACAUUUUUAAACC